AUGGCGACACACAUCGCCGAUGGCCAGCUUGCCGUGAGCGAGAAACUGGAGGAACUUUCAAUCUCCGAACACGAAGUGUUGCCCAGUCCUGCCAGCAGCAGCUCUUCCGAGAGUGAUUCGGCCUCGCAGCACGCCGCCACAACACCAGACACGGACAGCCCAACGGCGCCGGCCUCCCCCAAAACGACAGGCGCAUUCGAACGGGUGCCAAGCUACCCAAAAUCCCGCAUCUCGCUAGUCGACAGGUUCAUCGACCAGCCGCGAGCGCUGCGCGUAGCCGUCAUCGGCGGCGGGCUGUCGGGCAUCUUGGCCGGCAUCCUCCUCCCUGAAAAGGUGCCCAACAUCCAGCUCACCAUCUUCGAGAAGAACCGCGACUUUGGCGGCACGUGGCUGGAGAACGUCUACCCGGGCGUGCGCUGCGACAUUCCCUCGCACGUCUACCAGGCCACGUUCGAGAGCAAGCUGGACUGGUCCGACCAGUUCGCGCCGGGCGCCGAGAUCCGCGACUACUGGCAGGGCGUGGCCAAGAAGUACGACGUGUACAGGUACGCGCGCUUCCAGCACCGCGUCGACGGGCUGGCCUGGGACGCCGCCGCGGCUGUGUGGCGUGUGACCGUGGCCAACCUCGCGACGGGCGAGACGACGACCGAAGAGUCGGACGUCGUGCUGACCGCCAUCGGCCGCUUCAACGCGUGGAAGCUGCCCGAGUACCCCGGCAUCGCCUCGUACCAGGGCGUGCUGCGGCACGCGUCCGACUGGGACCCGGCCGUCGACGUGGCCGGCAAGCGCGUGGCCGUCAUCGGCAACGGCGCGUCGGGCAUCCAGCUCGUGGCCAACGUGCAAAAACUCGUCGGCGAAAGCGGACAGCUCGACCACUACGCACGCAACAGAACAUGGAUCGCCGCCAGCUGGGCGGGCGACGAGCGCACGCUGGAGCCGCAGCCCAUCCCGGACGCGCAGAAGCAUCUGUUCGCGCGCGACCCGGCCGCGUACCUGGCGUUCCGCAAGGACCUCGAGGACAAGUACUGGCGGCGGUUCUCGUCCUUCUUCCGCGGGUCGGCCGAGAACGUCGAGCUGCGCGCCAAGUUCACGGCCAUCAUGCGCGAGCGGCUCGCGCGCAAGCCCGAGCUGCUCGAGCACAUGGUGCCCGACUUCUCGCCCAACUGCCGCCGCCUGACGCCCGGGCCUGGCUACCUCGAGGCCAUCAGCGCGCCCAACGUCGCGUACAUCCGCACGCCCAUCGCGCGGUUCACGGCCGCGGGCAUCGUGACGGCCGACGGCGUCGAGCGGCCCGUCGACGCCGUCUUCUGCGCCACCGGCGCCAACACCAACAUGGUCACGCCGUUCCCCGUCGUCGGCGCCGAAGGCCACGACCUGCGCGACGUGUGGGCGCCAGAGUCCGAGAAGCGUGCGCCGGGCGGCCGCGGGUUCCCUUACACGUACUUGGGCCUGGCGACGCCGGGGUUCCCGAACCUGUUCUUCAUCCACGGGCCGCACAGUACGGGCCCGUCGGGCACCGUGCCGCACAGCGUCGAGAGUCAGCUGACGCUGUUCGGGAAGGUGCUGCGCAAGAUGGCGCGCGAGGGGAUCCGCACCAUGAGCGCGUCGGCGCGCGCGGCCGACGACUUUGUCGAGUACUCGGACGCCUUCUUCGCGUCGACGGUGCUGUCGGACGCGUGCUCCUCGUGGUAUAACGGCGGGAUUCCCGGCGGCAGGAUCCACGGCGUCUGGCCCGGCAGCGCCGGCCACAUCACCGCCGUCCGCCGCGAGCCCCGCUGGGAGGACUGGGAGUACACGUAUCUGAGUGAUAGCGGGAACAGGUUUGCUUGGUACUUUGGUAGUGGCUGGACUAGUAAAGAGGCGGACCCGGAAUCGGACAUGACGAGCUACCUGCGCGUGCCGGGCGAGGUGCCGCUGCGCGACUUGCACGAGAGCUGGUGGGAUCUGCCAUGA
Molecule: messenger RNA, 1953 nt
Organism: Lasiosphaeria miniovina
Lineage: Eukaryota; Fungi; Ascomycota; Sordariomycetes; Sordariales; Lasiosphaeriaceae
Exons: 1
Coding region: 1-1953 (650 amino acids)
Molecular function (GO): NADP binding; flavin adenine dinucleotide binding; N,N-dimethylaniline monooxygenase activity
Source: RefSeq, a predicted model, not a curated record